CCCAGCCGGUUCACGGUCCGCGUGUUGGUUGCUUUGGGGCUACCGCGCGCCCGCGCUCGUUCCCAGCUCCGGUCCCGCGCUGUGCGGUCGCGCGCUUGGUCGGCGGCCAUGUGUUCGCUGGCGGCGGGGAACGGACAAGGCGCGGAGCUGGGGCCGGAGCCCUUGGAGCUGUCGGACAGCGGAGACGACGCGGGCUGGGAGGACGAGGACGCGGACGCUGAGCCCGCACAGGGCCGGCAGCACACACCCUGCCUGUUCUGUGACAGGCUCUUCAGGUCUGCUGAGGAAACGUUUUCACACUGUAAGUUGGAGCAUCAAUUUAAUAUUGAUGGUAUGGUCCACAAACAUGGACUGGAAUUUUAUGGAUACAUUAAACUAAUAAAUUUUAUUAGACUUAAGAAUCCUACUGUUGAGUACAUGAAUUCCAUAUACAACCCUGUGCCUUGGGAUAAAGAUGAGUACCUGAAGCCAGUGUUGGAAGAUGAUCUUUUGCUUCAGUUUGAUGUAGAAGAUCUUUAUGAGCCAGUGUCUGCUCCCUUCACAUACCCCAAUGGACUCAGCGAAAACACAUCUGCUGUUGAGAAAUUGAAGCUCAUGGAGGCCCGGGCGCUGUCUGCUGAGGCGGCUCUGGCUCGGGCGCGUGAGGAUCUGCAGAAGAUGAAACAAUUUGCUCAGGACUUUGUGAUGAACGUAGAUGUCAGAACCUGCUCCUCCACGACUACCAUUGCAGACCUGCAGGAGGACGAGGAUGGCGUCUACUUCAGCUCCUAUGGGCAUUAUGGGAUACAUGAAGAAAUGCUAAAGGACAAAGUGCGCACAGAAAGCUACAGAGAUUUCAUAUACCAAAAUCCACACAUCUUCAAAGAUAAGGUUGUUCUGGAUGUUGGCUGUGGAACUGGAAUUCUCUCCAUGUUUGCUGCCAAAGCUGGGGCAAAGAAGGUGAUUGCAGUUGACCAGUCUGAAAUCCUCUACCAGGCUAUGGAUAUCAUAAGGCUAAAUAAACUUGAAGAUACCAUUGUACUAAUUAAAGGAAAGAUCGAAGAAGUGAGUCUUCCUGUGGAAAAGGUGGAUGUUAUUAUAUCAGAGUGGAUGGGCUAUUUUCUUCUUUUUGAGUCGAUGUUGGAUUCUGUCCUUUAUGCAAAGAGCAAAUACUUGGCAAAAGGGGGAUCGGUCUACCCUGACAUUUGCACCAUCAGCCUUGUGGCCGUGAGUGACGUGAGCAAACACGCCGAUAGAAUUGCCUUCUGGGAUGACGUCUAUGGCUUCAACAUGUCCUGCAUGAAGAAAGCAGUUAUACCAGAAGCUGUUGUGGAAGUUGUAGAUCACAAGACUCUCAUUUCAGACCCUUGUGAUAUCAAGCAUAUAGAUUGCCACACCACAUCUAUCUCAGACUUGGAGUUUUCUUCAGACUUUACCCUGAGAACCACAAAGACAGCCAUGUGCACGGCAGUUGCUGGGUACUUUGAUAUAUAUUUUGAGAAGAACUGUCACAACAGGGUUGUAUUCUCUACUGGCCCCCAGAGCACCAAAACACACUGGAAACAGACAAUAUUUCUUCUGGAAAAGCCUUUUCCCGUUAAAGCAGGUGAAGCCUUAAAAGGAAAGAUCACAGUUCACAAGAACAAGAAGGAUCCUCGUUCCCUCAUUGUGACCCUGACCUUGAACAGUUCAACCCAGACUUACAGUCUCCAGUGACAGUCAUGGUCUCCAGCCGCCACAAAGUCUGAAGCACACCCAACUGUCUGUUAAAGCGGGAUAAGGCAAUCAGCAGGAGGGGCAGGCUCCACGGGGCUGUAGCAUGGCUGCUCCUGGUCCUGCAGCUACUGGGUAGUAAGCCCAAAUAAAGCAGAGAGCUCAGUGGAGGCCUGUGCCCUCCUUCCUCCUACUGCUUCUGCUCCUAGAGAUCCUAGUCACAGAAGCCUGCUUGGCCAGAUUAGCUGAAGAGACUUCCUCUCCUGCUAGACUGAGAGUCAUUUGAAUUGGCUUACUUUUGGAACAGUAAUAGUCCUGGUUUUUAAAUUAUAUAUAUGUUUCUUACUAUAAAUUUUGUUUUUAAUAAUGAGCAACACAAAGCAGUGUUUUACUGUAGAUUUCCUUUCUAGAGGAACAGUUUUUAGUUACACUCUUUGCUGCAAUAUCAGGAUAUCUUAAGACUAGGGAGCCAGUGGAUGGGACACAGCAGCGUCUCUCACACAUUCUGUUUGCAGGGGCUGUGCUGCGGUCCUCUCCACCCACCUGCAGCUCAGCUGUACCCCUCAGUGUUCUCCAGCCAUAGCCUAGCAAUGUGGGGAAGUCUAACUUCAGUGCACAGCCUAGGUGUGACAGACUACUCUUCAGGCUGGGAUAGAGGUAUCUAAAAUGCUGCCUUUACAGACCAGGUUUGUGCCAAGGCCAUGUAUCCAUCUGCUAGUACUGUAAAAUCAUGAUAUUCAGGUUGAAAAAAUGAAAAAUAUCCAAUAAAAUGUGUAACUAUUGAAAUAGUAAAAGUUUCUUCAUUACAUUGAGUGUUUUCAUGAAGUUGUGGCAUUAACAAGUCAAGAAAAUUGUGGCUUCAGCAGGCCAGUCGUUUUUGCCCAAACUGGACAUCAGUAGGAGAUCAGGCUAGCUCUGAGGUAGGUAGGUUCCCAUUCAGCUGCAGAUCUCAAUGUGGGCGUAGUCUUUCCUAGCCCUUCAGGGAGAUGCAGGCUUAUGUUAAUAGCGUUCAGGUCAGUGCCUCAGUAAGUGGACGGAGGUGACAGUGUUGGCUCCUUCCAACACAAGAGUGGAAUGAUGAUGACAGCAGCAAAGAACUGUACUCAGUGGAGGCGGAUAACCCACCAGAUUCGUAUUUUGUUUUACAGUAUUGGAAUUCAACCCUGAGCCUCACACAUGAUAGGAAAACAGCACUGAGCUAUGCCCCAGCCCCCCUCCCUUUUUCCUUUCAGUGAACAAACGUUCUCUACUAUUUAAAAAAGUAUUUCUCAAGUAUUAUCCCCCUUGACAAGCAUGGUGGUGCCCCCCUUUCAUCCCAGCACUCGGGAGGCAGAGGCAGGCGGAUCCCGGUGAUUUGAGGCCAACCUGUUACAUAGUGAGACAUUGGCUUCAGGCUGGGGUUCUUGUGGCAAAAGAUAGGGAAGGGGAAAGGGAUUUUAUCAGGGGGCAGCAUGAGGAGUUUGUGGUAAUUGUCCCUUAGGGUGAAAGACUCAGGGUCUCAAGUGACGUUAUGUGUAUAAGAUUAGUCUCAGGGCCCAUCUUCCUGCCGGAAGAAGUGUAACAGAACUGCUCAGAGCUUUGAGCCAGAGAAAUAGAGACAUGUCAGUCAUCCAGCACCAUCAUGGAGCCCAGCCUAAGUCAUUUGUAAAGGCUGAACGUAUAGCUCACAGAUUUCAUCUGUACUUGCUGUCCUCUUGGAAGGAGACCAGUGUGGUGAGAAGCAGGGUCAAGGAGCAGUGCAUACUCAGCGCAGCCUGUUUGGAUUCCCAGGCUUUCGGCUGUAAACUCUUCAUCUGAACUGCAUAGUGGCUCUUGCUUCCCCAUGUCGGAGUUUGGUGAUUACUCACAGAGCUAACAGUACUGCCCAGCCCCCAUCUACAGAAGGCUCCCAGUGCCUUGCCUGCUGCAGAGUUUGUCCUGGGCUUCCAGGUUUCUGAGAGUAACAGGUUAACUUAAUGCUAGGAUUCAGGGACCAUGUUUUCUCAGUUGAGACUGAGGUAAAAUCUGGGUGAAGUAAAUUGAGGUAAGGUUUAUAAUCUGUGUAGAAAAGCUACUUAGGAAAGGAAUAAAUGUAUUUUUAGUGGCAGCCAUGAGAGAACAGCUCCCUCCUAGGACUCAUGACUGGUCACGGCAGAGAAGGCAGGCACAGCAGGACAGAGGUUACAAGGACUUUACUUUUUAAAAUCGAAAACAUCAAGCGAAUGAAGCAACUGGAGGUCCAUCUGUGCAGACGGAGGGUUGACUAGAAGGUAAUUUUUAAAUUUGUCUACUUUAACCAUGGCUAAACAUUUACUGCCCUGCUUAAAGGGAUUUAGGAAACUGCAACUUUGUAGCUGAUUAUUUUAGUGUAGAAAGUUCCAGGAGAAACACAGCAGACACCCUGGUAGACAAGAGUCAAGCAUAGUAACACACACCUGUGAUCCUAAUGAUCAAAACCUGAGGCAGGAAGAUUACAAGCUUAAGGCCAGCCUGGGCCGUGCAGUAGUACAGCUUGGCACAUCCCCAAGGCUGGUGUUGAUCUUUGGUACCAGCUGGUAGUGUUAUUUUGUGAAACUGGUUCUGGAAAUAGGACUCUGAAGCCAGGGCCUUGCAGAGAUCUUGUCCAGGGUCCCUUCCUUGGGAGCAGGUCCUUGCAGAGGCUCCCUGAAAGCACCUGGGGCCUAAAGACUAUCUGUGGAACCUUUGAAACCAUGAACCAAAAAGCAGUUCUCAGGCCAAGCUUGGUGGUACAGGCCCUUGAUUGCAGCAGGCAGAUCCAUGAGUCACAAGCCAGCCUGUUCACCAUAGUAAGUUCAAGGCCAGCCAAGAGAGUGACCCUGUGUCAGGAGAGCAAAACAACAGCAAACAUAAUUCUUCCCUUGUUUUGAUAAGGACAAUGAGAAAAGUUACCACAGGUAGCAAAACCAUCUCAACAAACCUAACAAAUGGGUCAACAGAAGUAUCAAAGGCUGGGGGUGUCACAGUUGUCCCAUGAUCUACAAAGUGGCCCAGCUAAUGUAUGACUUCAGAGCCUUUAGGAAAUUUUGGGGGCUGGGGAUUUAGCUCAGUGGUAGAGCGCUUACCUAGGAAGCGCAAGGCCCUGGGUUCGGUCCCCAGCUCCGGAAAAAAAAAGAACCAAAAAAAAAGGAAAUUUUGGAGUCUCGCUGACCUCCAAAGCUCAGGGAACUGCAGGUCAGCACUGCUGCCAUUCGCUGCGCAGCCCAUCCUGCUCUGCAUUUACUGAUGCCUCAGACAUUGAGGCAGGAUAUUUAGUGCGCCCUUGCCCACCCGUCAGCACGGCCAUUGUUGGCUUGAAAGCUUGUCUGGUUUUUAACCUCGCCAUGAUUUCUGAGUGUCUCCUUGCUUAAAGUGAAACUCUCCAAGGAGAAUGAUAAAUAAGCGGUUUCAGAAUAUCUUUACAAUUCAUUUGACCUUCCUAAUGCAUUUUUCAUAUAUUGUUCUGAGCUUCUUGGCUGAUAGGAAGCAAUUCAUAUUCCUUGUAGCUGAAUAAUAAAUAAAAAAUGCUCUGUCGCUGAAUUCGUGUGAUCAUUGAAAGUUAACAGGAGAGAAGAGAAGAAGGCGACUAAGGUGCGGUGUGUUCUCCGCAUGGAAUAUGCAGUUCAGUAAAAAAGGGCAUCGUGGGGACCUUGCCGUGGGAAUGUUAAACCACAGGGUUAACCUAGGAUGAGCCCAGCUUAUCUGUUUAGUCAUUAAGAUUUUUAUUUAUCCACUGUAAGUGUAUGGAUGUUUUCCUGACUGUAUGUCUAUGUACCUCUUGCAUGCCUGGUACCUAAGGGACCAGAAAGAGAGCAUCAGAUUCCCUGAAAAUGAAAAAGAUAUGAGUGUUUGUGGUCCACCAUGUUUGUGCUAGGAAUAAAACCUGGUUCUUUGGAAGACUUCUGAACUGUUGGGCCAGCCUUCCAGCCCCUAGCCCAAAUUUUUAAAAGGCUACUUAUGCCACAAUAUUAAAAAAAUAAUAAAACAAUCACUUGUUCAAGUGUUUG
Molecule: messenger RNA, 5675 nt
Organism: Rattus norvegicus (Norway rat)
Lineage: Eukaryota; Metazoa; Chordata; Mammalia; Rodentia; Muridae
Gene: Prmt3
Product: protein arginine methyltransferase 3
Exons: 16
Coding region: 109-1695 (528 amino acids)
Cellular component (GO): cytosol; nucleus
Molecular function (GO): protein-arginine omega-N monomethyltransferase activity; protein-arginine N-methyltransferase activity; protein-arginine omega-N asymmetric methyltransferase activity
Source: RefSeq, marked validated